GGCGUUGCCCUGCGGACCACCCAGCCAUGGACAUUUACAUGAUGAUCCGGCGCCAGAAGACCACCAUCUUCACCGACGCCAAGGAGAACACGUCCGUGGCGGAGCUGAAGCGAAUCCUGGAGGGCAUCCUGAAGGUGGCGCCCGAGAACCAGAAGCUGCUCAAGGACGAGACCGAGAUGGAGGACACUAAGACGCUUCAGGACUGCGGCCUGACGUCAUCGACGGCGCAGGCGCACAAGCCGGCCACACUGGUCCUUUGCUUCCGGCAAGAGGAUGGUAAGUGUGCCACGCCGUUCCGCAUGGAUGACUGCCACUUGUGA
Molecule: messenger RNA, 320 nt
Organism: Pollicipes pollicipes
Lineage: Eukaryota; Metazoa; Arthropoda; Thecostraca; Pollicipedomorpha; Pollicipedidae
Product: elongin-B-like
Exons: 4
Coding region: 27-320 (97 amino acids)
Biological process (GO): transcription elongation by RNA polymerase II
Cellular component (GO): elongin complex; VCB complex
Molecular function (GO): protein binding
Source: RefSeq, a predicted model, not a curated record